This is a messenger RNA of Clunio marinus, 1173 nucleotides long. The record is from the annotation of a GenBank genome assembly. NCBI's taxonomy places the organism in Eukaryota, Metazoa, Arthropoda, Insecta, Diptera, Chironomidae.
GUGAACAUCAUUUCGUGCCUUCUGUUAAUUCAUUUUUAAUGUUAGUAGAGAUGAAAGCGAGAACUGUGCGAUGGAUUACGGAUUGCUUGAUGAUUUAUUGUGUCAUUUGUGCGAGUCCGAGUAGUGUUCAAGCUCAGGAAAAAGCUCGUGCCUUGCUACUUUAUUCAUUCGACUUCCCACCCUCAACAUUACCCACCAAUAACUUAAUUUCCAUUCAACUUGAUUCAAUUACGCUGAAUAAAAUCUUUGCCGAUUCCGAAGCACUAGGAAAAGUAGUGAAGAAAAUCAAUUUCCGAGAUGUAAAUGGAUUUCAAAAGUUAGUUACAGGCGAAAGUUCAAAGUUUUCUUUCUUUAAUGACGGUGGAAAUACACAAUGCGAAGUGAAUUGUGAUGUAAAAUGUAAGGAAAAAAUAAAGCCAGUAUUCACUACCACACAAAAACCGUUUGUUAUAAAAAAAGUAUCCACAACUGUGACUCCAUAUGUGCCCUCAGUGUCAAAGAAGGAUGAAGUUAUUACGCCGAGAACGACAAGAUUCAUAUCCACAACAAAGAAAGUAACAAAAUCAUUCAUUUUCAAAAAGCAGUCAACAACUGGGCCAACGUAUUUGCCACCGGUGUCAGUAUCAAAGAAAGAUGAAUUUGAAACACCGAAGACAACAAAAAUUUUCUCCACAACUAGCAGAUCCACAACUAAACAAGUAACAAAGCCAUUUGUUACAAAACCAUCAGCUCGCAUUACCACAGUUUCAAAAUCAACAACUACGAGUCGACCAUUUACUCCAACACGAACACGCUUGUCAACGCCUGGUCCCUCAUAUCUUCCACUUUCUCGAAUUUCAACUGUCCGAAGGUCAACAGUUACUGAACGAUCAUACCCACCGGCGACAUGGCCAUCAACCACACGCAUUUACACGCAAACUUUUCCUACAUGGAGUGCACCUAUUCGUAGAAGUACAACGAUUGUUAACGUUAAAUCAACACCGAAAUACUUAUAUAAAGAACCAUCAAAUACUUUAAUUUAUGCUGGUGAAGUUGAAAAAUAAUUCAUUAAUGUAGUUAUGAAAAUGGAUUACAGUUACUUAGAUAGUUAACUAUGCUGCAUAUCAAAAACCUCAGAACUUUAUUGUGAAAAGCUUAUUAACAAAUGAAAAUGUAUUAAAGAAAUAUUUUGUU